AUGCAGUUCCUUGAACAAAACCAUUUGCCUUCCGAUUCUCAGCAUGGAUUCCGAAAAGGCAGAUCCUGUGUGACAAACCUGCUCUACUGUCUGGAACACUGGACUAGGGCUGUUGAUAGAGGAGAUAUGGUGCAUGCUAUCUAUAUCGACUUUAAAAAGGCCUUCGAUAGUGUGCCUCACCACCGCCUUCUAUACAAACUUAGCCGUACAGGAGUGCGGGGUAAGCUUCUGAUGUGGAUUCUUAGCUUUUUAAUCGGCCGCUCUCAAGCCGUCCACGUCGGUGUCCAACAGUCUGCCGAGGUUGUCGUUAAGGGUGGUGUUCCCCAAGGCUCUGUUCUUGGCCCUACGCUGUUCCUUGUAUACGUCAAUGACUGCGCAAACGAACUGAAUUGCGAUGUCGCAAUGUUUGCCGACGACAUAAAGAUCUGGAGUACCAUACGAAGCGAAGUUGACGAGGCGCGACUGCAGACAAGUCUGGACCACCUCGAGCAAUGGUCGAAAGACUGGCUUCUACCGUUCAACGUAAACAAGUGUACUUUCCUACCCGUCGGCAGAACCAGUUCUCCUAACCACACGGUCUACCGUCUGACUGGCAAACCACUGCAAGAAGUCGACGCCCAGAAGGACUUGGGUGUAUGGAUCACAACCUCGCUUAAGCCUUCGCUGCAAUGUUCAAAGGUGGCCAAGUCGGCGAUGUCCAUGCUAUACCUUGUCAAACGGGCGUUCUCCUCCUUUGAUGAAGACUGCUUCGCCAAGGUCUUUCAAACUUUUGUGCGACCGCAUCUGGAGUUUGCUAUCCAAGCAUGGCGACCCUGGACCGCUAAAGACUUGGGCAUACUCGAAAAAGUUCAACGGCGAGCAACGAAACUUGUAUCUGGGCAGUGGUCACUACCCUACGAAACACGAUUAGCUAAUCUUGACCUCUUUCCUUUGAGUUACAGACAGCUACGUGGGGACCUGAUACAAGUUUUCCGCAUCGUGCGCAAUCAGGGCUGCUGCCUCGCGUUUGGAGACUUCUUCGAGUUGGCGACUACGACUAACCUGAGAGGCCAUCCACUCAAACUGCGUGUGGCUGGUGUCCGGCUAGACACCCGAAAGUUCUUCUUCUCCAACAGAGUGGUUGCAGCUUGGAAUGCCUUGCCUGAGGAUCUUGUUAUGUCAGGCUCGGUAGAUACUUUUAAAUGGAGACUAAAUCAGCAUUGUAGCGCGCACCACAAUAACGCCGGACUACUGCCACCUUGA
Molecule: messenger RNA, 1242 nt
Organism: Spirometra erinaceieuropaei
Lineage: Eukaryota; Metazoa; Platyhelminthes; Cestoda; Diphyllobothriidea; Diphyllobothriidae
Source: the annotation of a GenBank genome assembly